This is a messenger RNA of Colletotrichum tamarilloi, 360 nucleotides long. RefSeq lists its product as uncharacterized. The coding region runs from base 1 to 360 and encodes 119 amino acids. The transcript is spliced from 2 exons. NCBI's taxonomy places the organism in Eukaryota, Fungi, Ascomycota, Sordariomycetes, Glomerellales, Glomerellaceae. The record is from RefSeq and is a predicted model, not a curated record.
AUGCUUGAGGUUGCCGAUGUGGAGGUAAUUCACCGCCGCAAGGCAACAAAUUUUGAGAAGAGUUGGCGGCGGCAUCGGACCCGGAAGGCCGGAGCUGGGACCGGAUGUGGCAUUCCGGCCGAGCCCACCGCCACCAGGGAACCCGAGCCUGAGCCGGCGCCGUCAGGCGAGAUAUGCCUUGCGGGUUGGUCAGCGGCCUUUAUAGAAGGGUGCAACGACUUUGGCUACGUCGCCUUCAAGCACGACGAUCUCUGCGGCCACAACUCGGUCCGUAUCGACGAAUUUAAGAUUGAUGGCACUUGCGACCUGGCCCAGAACAAUUUCAGGGUCUCAUUUGUGCUGUGCGGGGUGAAAGCUUAG